Sus scrofa (pig) is the source of this 3857-nucleotide messenger RNA. It is a transcript of the gene MB21D2, whose product is annotated as Mab-21 domain containing 2. Lineage: Eukaryota; Metazoa; Chordata; Mammalia; Artiodactyla; Suidae. The record is from RefSeq and is a predicted model, not a curated record.
AGAAUACGUCCACACCUCUCGCGUCUGCCGGGGUACAGAUAGGCAAGUGGCAUAGGCGCGCAGACUUUGUCAUUUAUUUAUUUUUCUUUCCACUGGGUGCGCUGUCCCUUUAAAUGGGGGACGCUGGUGCUGGCUCCGUAACACCGGAGCCGGCAGCUUGUUGAUUUCAGAGCUGGUGAAUUUCACAUUGUUUCCACUUCACUUUCCUCGCCCGGGGAGGCUCGGGUUGGCUCUACCACCGCUACCGCCUUUGCCAGCGAGGGCCAGGGGAGGGCAGGGACCUGCAGCAUCUGGGCCGCCUUGGGGCCGCAGGAAAGGGUGUUGGGGCCACACACGCACUCUCGCUGCAGUCCAGCUCCUCCUGAAGCCCGGGCGCCCGAAGCGCACCCAGCCGGGACCGCCCGCCUAGACGCCCGCCCGCCAGCCCGCCCACGGGCCGGGGUCACAGCCAGGGAGCCGGCGAGGGGAGGAGGCCCACGGGGGACUGGGUGGGGGGGCGGGGGUGGGUGCUGCCGCAGCCGCGGAGCUGCUACUCGGCGCGUUUUGUAUGAAGAUGGCGGCUCCCACCGCCAGCAAGGCAGCCUCCCUGGGCUGUAACAACAAGCCUGCGUUCCCGGAGCUGGAUUUCAGGUCGGGAGCUCGGGUGGAGGAAUUGAACAAACUCAUCCAAGAAUUCACGAAGCACGACCAGCGGGAGUACGACGACCAGAGAGCACUGGAGAUUCACACAGCCAAGGAUUUCAUCUUUUCCAUGCUGGGGAUGGUGCAAAAGCUGGACCAAAAACUUCCAGUGGCCAAUGAAUACCUGUUGCUCUCUGGAGGAGUCCGGGAAGGUGUGGUAGACCUAGACUUAGAUGAGCUUAAUGUCUAUGCCCGAGGAACCGACUAUGAUAUGGACUUCACUCUUCUGGUGCCCGCCCUUAAGCUGCAUGACCGUAAUCAGCCUGUGACCCUGGAUAUGCGCCACUCAGCCUUGUGCCACUCUUGGCUGAGCCUUCGGCUCUUCGAUGAGGGGACGAUCAGUAAGUGGAAAGACUGCUGCACCAUUGUAGAUCACAUCAAUGGUGCCACCAACUACUUCUUCUCCCCAACCAAAGUGGCCGACUGGUUCUAUGACUCCAUCAGCAUUGUCCUCUCGGAGAUACAGAAGAAACCUCAGCGAGGGAUGCCAAAGGUGGAAAAGGUAGAAAAGAAUGGGACCAUCAUCUCCAUCAUUCUGGGUGUGGGGAGCAGUCGCAUGUUGUACGACAUUGUCCCGGUGGUGUCUUUCAAAGGUUGGCCUGCAGUGGCCCAGAGCUGGCUCAUGGAGAACCACUUUUGGGAUGGGAAGAUCACGGAAGAAGAGGUCAUCAGUGGGUUUUACUUGGUGCCUGCUUGCUCCUACAAGGGAAAGAAGGACAAUGAGUGGCGGCUGUCCUUUGCCAGGAGCGAGGUGCAGUUGAAGAAGUGCAUCUCCAGCAGCCUCAUGCAGGCCUACCAGGCUUGCAAAGCCAUCAUCAUUAAACUCCUGUCCCGGCCCAAGGCCAUCAGCCCCUAUCACCUGCGGAGCAUGAUGCUCUGGGCCUGCGACAGACUUCCUGCCAACUACUUAGCCCAAGAAGACUAUGCAGCCCACUUUUUGCUGGGCCUCAUUGAUGACCUGCAGCACUGUCUGGUCAACAAGAUGUGCCCCAAUUAUUUCAUCCCACAGUGCAACAUGCUGGAGCACCUGUCAGAAGAGACGGUGAUGCUCCACGCGCGGAAGCUCUCCUCGGUCCGCUCAGACCCGGCGGAGCACUUGCGCACAGCCAUCGAGCACGUCAAGGCAGCCAACCGGCUGACGCUGGAGCUCCAGAGGCGAGGCAGCACCACCAGCAUCCCCUCCCCGCAGUCCGACGGAGGGGACCCCAACCAGCCCGAUGACCGCUUGGCCAAAAAACUGCAGCAGCUCGUGACUGAGAACCCGGGGAAGUCCAUCUCUGUCUUUAUUAACCCUGAUGAUGUGACAAGGCCCCAUUUCAGAAUUGAUGAUAAAUUUUUCUGAGCGAUUUUUGCUGCCCCCACCCCCUUUUUUUUUUUCCUGGUUCUAAAGCUCUCAUAAUAUGUAGUGUGGUUUGUGAUGCUGUCUUUCCGUUUUUUACAUAUCCAGCCUAGAUUGGAUCUGUUAAGAACACAUUUUUUAAGUUUCCUGGUUCUGCAGGAUGGUGCAGGCGCUGAAACAGUAUAUUACUAUUUCAUAUUCUGCCUCUGAUUUUGUUGUUGACUUUUUAUAGUUAUUGUCACCUUGUUUGUUUUGGUGUUUGGUUUUUUUGUUUUUUUUUUUUUAAGGAGAACUUGAGCCAUACAUAGAUGAAAAUGCCCAUGAAUUCUCUUGCUUUUUUCUGUUUCAUGCUUUGUGUGAAUUUGUUAAUGGGAGUGGGAAAUGAAACUCUUUCUGAUGCUUCAGGAUUCUCUUAUUUUCUGUUUUGUUUUUCUGUCUUUAUUUUUUUAAUGAGCGUUCAUCACUACAGGUGUUUGAAAGUCAUUUGAACCUGGGAACUACCUGGUACGUUAGCUGGAUUUAUUUGUGAUGACUAGUGGCCAGGGUAGUUCCCCAACUCUUGGCCAAACAAUGUAGACUUUGAAAGUGAUAAUGCUACAAAUUGUGUUUGGAGCAACUUCAUUGAAUGUAAUUGUCCUCAAAUCAGAACUUUGGAUGGUUUGGAGGGUGUCUUUGACAACUUUCCAAAUAGAAUUAAGGUUUCUAAAUGGUAGUUUUAGUGUAUGUAAUUAUUCGAAGCCUUAUUUAAAUCCUAUUAAAGAACAUACCAUUAUAAUUGUUAUUUGCACUAAUGAAAUCUUUGCCAUUGUCAGAGUUCCCAUGCGUAUGUUUGAGUAUAAAUCGACAUCUCCUGUUGGAAAUGCUAUCAUUUCUUCAUUCUGCCCAUUUCUCUUAAUCAAUAGAAUGAUUGUUUCCAUUUGUUUAGUUCUCCUUUAAUUAUGGGGUCCUGUUUGACCCUUGUUGAUAUUCCUGGUUCCUAUCCUACUGAGAGAAGUUUUUAAAGUUUUAUACCUGCUAAGUGACUUUAUCUGAAGCUGGGGAAAAUAUAUGCUUGAUAAAGGAGUGUCUUUGUACAUGCAGUUGACCCUUGAACAACUCAGGUUUGAAUUGUGUGGGUUCACUUACACGUGGAUUUUUUUCACUAACUGCAUACUACAGCACUAUACAAUCCAUAGCUGGUUGAAUAUGUGGAUUUGGAACUGUGGAUAGAGAGCUAAUUGUACAGUUUUAUAUGGAUUUUCAACCUCACAGGGGUCGGUACCCCCAACCCGCAUAUUGUUCAAGGGUCAACUGUAUAUCUUUUGAAGCUAUAGAGGUAAGCUUUUUUUGUUGCAAAGUCUCUUUGCUUCUACUGAGAGUUUUGGAACACUGGAAGGAAAAAUUAAUAAUGAUCCCCAAAUAGAAGAUACCAAGCCUGUUCAAAAGCAGGUUUUGAUACAGAGCAGGAACCAAGAAAUAAUUGUGGGUGGCAGCCUUGGUGUAGAGAUGUCUUGUCUUCAUGAAUGGCAUUACCUGCCAGGUUUAGGUGCUACAAGGCAUUGGCUCCUGGCUUUGAUACAGACUUAUGGCAAACUGUAGUAUUUGGGAGGAGGGGGCCUGCUGAUCUCUCAAAAGAUGAUCAUGAUGUCUACUAUUGGAAGGGUCAAGCAACAUUUUGAUUUUGAUCUUGAAUGUCCAGUCUCAUGGGUUGGAUUUUGGCCCCCUGAAAUCAGGCAUAUGUGGUUUUGGUUUUUGCAUGGGGAUUACUGUAAUGCUUAUUAAUGAAAAUGAAAUCAUUCAACCAUCUGAAGUCAAACACGAAAAUAAUAAUAAUAAAAGAAACAUACUGGCCUUGGAA